Molecule: messenger RNA, 800 nt
Organism: Rhipicephalus microplus (southern cattle tick)
Lineage: Eukaryota; Metazoa; Arthropoda; Arachnida; Ixodida; Ixodidae
Source: RefSeq, a predicted model, not a curated record
CAAGCCAACUGAAGUCGAAGCUCCAAGCCAGCUGUUUGUUGCCGCGCUUUUUAACAGACAGUGUGUGGCUUGCCGCUGCAAAUUGCCGCUGAUAACUGCUUUGAACAAUGCCCCAGAGCAUACUGCAGGACCCCCUGCUCCUGACUCGGUUGAAAUGGUCCGAAAUAGUCGACGUCUUGUGCUUAGAAGUUCUGGGCGAGACACGGCGUGACCCACUCUCCAUGCGAGGUCUUUUGGACAUUGAUGCGAUCGACAGUGGCGUGUUCAGAAUGUACUUUCGGUUGGAAAAGGACGAUGUACCCAGGCUACAGAGAGCCUUGUGCAUACCUGACAAGGUAACAACUCCGCAGAGGGUGUCAGUUCCCGGCGACGAGGCCCUUUGCAUCACGCUAAGAAGACUAGCCUACCCAAACCGGCUGCGCGAUCUGGAACACAUUUUCGCCCGACACAGCUCGACCAUAUCGUCAUUGACGAACGAAGUGCUCAGGCACAUCGAGGACAACUUCUUCCACCUUUUGGACGACGUUAAUAACCACACGUGGCUGAACCUGGACACCCUUGAAGAGUUCUCAAAGGUCGUUCACGCGAAAGGUGCCCCGCUGACAAAUUGCUGGGCCUUCAUCGAUGGCACGGCGCAGCCAAUAUGCCGACCAACAAGGAACCAGAAAGUGUACUUCAGCGGCCACAAGAGAGUCCACGCCCUGAAGUACCAAGCUAUAAUGUGCCCAAAUGGCAUAAUCUGCCAGUUGGACGGAUCAUACCCCGGCAGCAAACACGAUUCAGGCGAGUAAAUGACAAGC